Molecule: messenger RNA, 471 nt
Organism: Trichomonas vaginalis G3
Lineage: Eukaryota; Parabasalia; Trichomonadida; Trichomonadidae
Product: zinc finger, RING/FYVE/PHD-type domain-containing protein
Exons: 1
Coding region: 1-471 (156 amino acids)
Source: RefSeq, a predicted model, not a curated record
AUGAACCUAGUUGCUUUUAAAUGCGGCUUCUACGGAAUUAUUUAUCGAUUUAUUUUCAUCGUUCGAACAGUUGCAGUUACAAAAAACUGGAUAGUUUACUUUACAGAAAGUGUUAAUAUGACAAUGACCGAUGUAAUUCUUUCAAAACAUUUAUCAAUUGCUUCAUUAUACGUUGCAAUCAAAUCUGUUUUUAUUGCUGGUCUCAUAUGGGACUUCCAUUCUUGUUGGAAGCAAUAUAAGCAUGUGAUGAAGCAUGCAAUUUCAGAAUCUUCUGGAAUUUGUUCUUUUUGUCAGACUGCUCCUGCUACAAUUUCUCUUCUUUGCUCACAUAAAGUCUGUCAGACUUGUUACAAGUCACAGAUUUAUAAAGCUCCGUAUUGUAAAACUUGCCAAACUGAAAUUGUUCCAACUCUUCAGUUUGCAUUCACAGAUGGAUAUUCCUCCAUAUCAUCUAUAUUUUGUUGUCUUUAA